Molecule: messenger RNA, 1166 nt
Organism: Gasterosteus aculeatus aculeatus (three-spined stickleback)
Lineage: Eukaryota; Metazoa; Chordata; Actinopteri; Perciformes; Gasterosteidae
Product: regulator of G-protein signaling 5
Source: RefSeq, a predicted model, not a curated record
GCUCUUUCCAGGCACACAGAAAACAUUGCAUCCUACUGAGCUUCACCAAACGGAUAUUUAACUGCCACCUGCUCGAGGAACCACCCCGACCAGCUACAACCCCCCCCCCUGCCGCAGUAUGUGCAAAGGACUGGCAUCACUUCCUAACAGCUUUUUGGAAAGGGCUAAGGAGCUAAGGGCAAUGCUGGGAAGCAUUUUGCAACACUCCACUUGGAAUCUAUCGUGGUGCAAACAAGGGAAAAAUAAGGCAACACUGGAGGAAUGCCUUAUGUGGAAAGAGUCCUUUGAAAAACUCCUGUCCAGUAAAUAUGGACUGUGUGCCUUCACGGCCUUCCUGGUGUCGGAGUUUAGCGAAGAGAACAUCUUGUUCUACUUUGCCUGUGAAGAUUACAGAAGAACCAAGUCAGCAAUCAAAUUACCGGCCAAAGCCCAAACGAUCUAUGAUGAAUUCAUCGGCAGCGAUGCUCCACGAGAGAUUAAUAUUGACCACGAAACCCGUGACAUCACCAGAGCCAACAUGCUGGAGCCUUCACUCUCUUGCUUCGACUCGGCCCAACACAAGAUCUACAUGCUCAUGGCCAAAGACUGCUACCCUCGCUUCCUCCGCUCGCCGACUUACAGGGACCUGCUGCGCCAAGCCAAACCGAGCACCAAGGCCACCGCGCGGCCCGAGCAACAACGGAAGGUGUGAACCCUUCCCGUCGAGGAUUGUUAACGAUUCGCCUCAAGGUUUGAGAAGGCAAGAGAUGCGCGGCGUCGGCCGCUGCACCGUGAAGCUGGACUCGUGGACGCGUGCAGGAGCAGAGAUCGCCAGGAGAGCAGCUGUGGACGGGCGUGGUGUGUAGACGCCAGAGAGGGAAGGGGAAAACACGAUGGAGGAGAAAUAAUGGAAGUUGUGGCCUUAAGUGGACUGUUGUAUUGCAGACUGAGUGACAAUGAAAGAGGGGGGGAAGCACUUUUUUUCUUUGUCAAUUGGCAAACCCUUGUUGUUGUGAUGUCUCUGUCAAGUCUUGCACUGUUUGUAAACAGGAAUGUAAGGUACUUAUUUAUUUGUAUUUAUUUGCUGAAAAUGUGCUAUUUUUACCAAACAAUAAUUUAUGAAUGUAAUAUUUAUACCUGUUUUUUUCACGUACUUGCAAAUAAAGUGAAUUAUUUAAAAAAACAAA